CGGUUUUUUUUUUUUUUCUUUCGAUCAACCAACCCCCCACGGAUCGACGAUCCUGCACGUCACCACGCGGGAGAGAUCAUCAUCAGGUCGCGAUCGAUCGCGUUAGAGGGGACGGUGAAAAAAAGAAAGACGACGAGGAAGAUAGUGAGUUGAAAAUUCUUUCAGUUUCACGCGGCCGCGGGUGGCACGCUGAUACGCCGCGCGGAUUAUCGUGCAGCCGAAACACUCGCGCUCGCCGAUAACUUUUCGCACGAUCUCCGGCGCCUGGGUAAUCUGGACCGGUUAAUUUGGGCCGAGAAAAGAUACAUUUAUCGUCUCGAGAUAAGAUUCCGCGGGAAUUCGCGCAAAAGAGGCAGUUAUUGAAUUUUACUAUCUGGCGCUCGCACCUCGCGGGGUGAUAUACGCGCUAGUUGCCACACUUUUAAUAAAUUUUUUAUGUCAAAAAGGAGAAAGAAAAGGAGAGGGGAAAGAAGAAGAAAAAAAGACGAAGGCGGUGACGCCGCGCGCGAGAAGAAAAGAAAUCUCGUCGCGCCGCGCGACUGUAUAUAGUUUCAUGCGGGCCGUAGAUCGUUCGUCGUUUUAGUCUCGCGGUUACCGAAAAGUGAUCGUUCAUUUUCUCGUGUCUCUUCUGCCGCUCUCGAGAGAAGCCGCGCCGAUGCAUUCGAGCGGGCGUCAAGGUGUCGAACGGAAAGAGAGACAUUCCCCGUAUUACAACGAUCUCUUCUUUUUUCUCUUUGUCAGCUUCAGAGACAUUAUGUUUAAGUCCCGUGUUUACCCAGGCAGCGACUCCUCGCUGACACCUGACAGCGGAUCCGAGAGCACGCCGUUACUCUCCUCGGAAUCGUGCACGAGCCCGGAGCCGGCGAUAUUCGGCGAUUCGGAAACGAGCGACUUAGAUCCAAGUCCGAUUCACUGCUCUUACAUAUACGGAAGCGUAGACAGCGCUAGCUUCAAAACGAUCCUAACUGUACCGAACAAGUCAUUCUCAUCGACGUGCGGCAGUGAACUAUUCGUUUCCACAAUGGUGACUUCACCUUGCAUAGUGAAUCUCGAUCACGAAAAAAAUUACCAGCCGCGCAGCGUCGAUUUGAUAAUAACGAACGAAGGUUCCAACGCGAAGACGAAAAUGUACGACCAUAAGCCUGGACCCCUGGAAUUUCCACCCGAUAUCACGCAGACUCCCUGCAAGGAUGACAAGAAGCAGAACUCGCUGGUCACCAUAUUUUCCAUAUGGAACACAAUACUGGGCUCAUCGUUACUGACGAUGCCAUGGGGAAUUCUGAUGGCCGGAUUCUUUCCUGGAAUUAUCAUCAACUUGAUGAUGAGCGGUUUAUGCCUCUAUACCGCUUACCGUCUCAUAGCUGCACACGCAUACCAUGGUGGUGGAGCAAAUGUGGAAGUCUUGGACUUGUUCCGGAUAUACCUCGGCAAAUGGGCGGAACAAGUCGCCAGGAUUUUUAGUAUUGCCAUACUGCUGGGCUCAACUAUAGCUUACUGGAUAUUAAUGGCAAACUUCUUGUAUAAUAGUGUUAAUUUUAUUUAUGAUAGCAUAACUGGCUGGUCAACGCAUCCUGUAUCUGAGAAUAUUACGUAUAAAGAAGUUUUGUGCCCAAAAGAGACCCGAGACAAUAACACUAUUGUGAUCUACGAAAAAACGUUUGAUUCAUUGGGACCAGCGUGGGAUCUGCGUAACACAGUGCCCGUAUUUCUGGCCCUAUUAAUAUUUCCUCUCUUAAAUUUUAAUAGUACGACAUUUUUUACGAAGUUUAAUUCUCUCGGAACGAUAUCAAUUAUGUAUGUGAUAGUCUUUGUUGUGAUAAAAUCAGCAUCAUGGGGCAUCAACAUGGACCAAAACGAAUGGGCGACGAAUUGGGUGAUAAAGUCCACGUUUCCGGCACUCACCGGAAUGCUGGCAAUGUCAUUCUUCAUUCACAAUAUUAUAGUCAAUAUAAUGCAAAAUAAUCGUGAUCAAGCAAAAAACGGAAGAGACUUAACCAUAGCAUACAUCCUCGUUACAUUUACUUAUAUUACCGUUGGAGUAGCGUUUUACAUGUGCUUUCCGUUAUCUAAAUCAUGCGUAGAAGAUAAUCUAUUGAAUAAUUUUCAAAAGUGGGAUGGCCUAACGAUAGGUGUUCGUAUACUGCUGCUUUUCCAAUUGAUGACCGUUUAUCCUUUAAUCGCGUACAUAUUGCGUAUUCAGUUACUUUCGUGGAUAUGCAAAGGAACAUCCAAUAGAGGCUUGGUGCUCUUAAUUAAUUUCGUAUUGAUCUCUAUAUGUAUCAUUUUCGCGACGUUUGUACCUUACAUUGGGACUGUCGUCAGGUAUACCGGCGCUUUAAGUGGACUCAUCUAUGUUUUUACUUUCCCAAAUUUACUGCACCUGUCUAUUUUGAAAAAGGAAGGAAAGCUAAGUGUGUGCACGAUAUUAUUCCAUUUAAGUAUACCUAUUAUUGGAAUUUUAAAUCUCAUUGCUCAGUUCUUUAUCGCAACUCGCUGACCGUACGACUAAAAUCUUACAGACUGUGCGACUUGCAUUUAUACGAUAUUUAGUAUUGAUUAUUUGCGAAUGCAGUUGAAUGUACAUUGCUACGCACUCUAAGAGAAUUCCAUAGUGUUCGAAAAUUACAUUAAAGUUUAAGUAUAAUAGCGAUAAAGAAGCGUCAAGCGUCGUUUAAAUGCAGUUUAUUGCAUGUGAAGUAGUCUGUUAUAAUAACAGGAAAUUUUUCACAAGACAAAAAGUGUAUUAAAAUUUUAUGCAACGUAAUAGAGAUUAUUAUGUACGUUAAGUCAGCUGUUUUGUAAACGCAAUAACAUAAUUUAUUUAAUUACGUGACACAUUAUAACAUAGGAAAGAUAGAUUUAUUUUUUUGCUGUGAAUAUAAAGACCGUUAAUACUUUUUGUACUUCAAUAAACACACAUAGUAUUACAA
Messenger RNA from Monomorium pharaonis (pharaoh ant), 2930 nucleotides. RefSeq names its product sodium-coupled neutral amino acid transporter 9 homolog. Gene Ontology annotation, molecular function: amino acid transmembrane transporter activity. Bases 656 to 2497 code for a protein of 613 amino acids. The transcript is spliced from 10 exons. The record is from RefSeq and is a predicted model, not a curated record. Lineage: Eukaryota; Metazoa; Arthropoda; Insecta; Hymenoptera; Formicidae. Gene Ontology annotation, biological process: amino acid transmembrane transport.